GCGAGAAUUUGGAGUUACUUCUUACACGGUUUGCUUAGCAUUUGAACAACUAAGCAUUUUCGCGAAACGUACAAGCAUCAUGACUUUCGAUGUGAGGAGGUUCGAUAUCUACAGGAAAGUGCCCAAAGACCUGACCCAGCCAACCUACACUGGAGCCUUCAUCUCCAUCUGUUGCUGUGUCUUCAUGCUUUUCCUGUUCCUCUCUGAGCUGACUGGAUUCAUAACUACAGAAAUAGUAAAUGAACUGUACGUGGAUGACCCAGAUAAGGACAGUGGGGGGAAGAUAGAUGUGAGUUUAAACAUCAGUUUGCCAAACUUACACUGUGAUUUGGUGGGACUGGACAUACAGGAUGAGAUGGGAAGGCAUGAGGUCGGCCACAUAGACAACUCCAUGAAGAUACCUCUGAACAAUGGCUAUGGCUGCCGUUUUGAGGGAGAGUUCAGCAUCAAUAAAGUACCUGGAAACUUCCAUGUUUCAACUCAUGGUGCCACUGCCCAACCACAGAACCCAGACAUGACCCAUGUUAUUCAUAAGCUUGCCUUUGGAGACAAGCUACAGGUAGAGCUUGUCCAAGGAGCCUUCAAUGCCUUGGGUGGUGCAAAUAGACUCCAGUCAAAUGCUUUGGCCUCCCAUGACUACAUACUCAAGAUUGUCCCCACAGUCUAUGAGGACCUGGGGGGAAAGCAGAGGUUUUCCUACCAGUACACAGUGGCCAACAAGGAAUACGUAGCUUACAGUCACACAGGUCGUAUAAUCCCAGCUAUUUGGUUUCGCUAUGACCUGAGUCCUAUCACAGUCAAAUACACAGAAAGAAGACAGCCCCUCUAUCGCUUCAUCACAACGAUCUGUGCUAUCAUUGGUGGGACCUUCACAGUGGCUGGCAUUAUUGACUCCUGCAUAUUCACUGCCUCUGAGGCCUGGAAGAAGAUCCAGCUGGGAAAGAUGUCAUGAGACUUGCUCCUGUAUCACUCUUCUAUUCACCAGAAAUGUUAUUUAUAGCGUGAAAACUCUUUCUCCACUCUCCAUCCCUGUGAUCGUAUAGAACCUUCUCAGAAAUGUAUGUUCAUACCCAUCUCAUUCUCAUGAGCUUAAGUUGAUCACUUGAUGAAAUUACCCAGUUGAUAAUGGAUGUCACAUUAUUACUUGUUCCAGAGAAUACUUUUGUGCCAAUGUUGAUGUGUCUUCUUGCUGCCUGGAAAAAUGUGGGCCUUUGUUUCAUGGUGACUGGCACUUUUGUGGGCCACUUUUGUUAUUUUCAAAAGUUUACAGUUUUAGUUGAAAUAGAUUCCUGGUCAUUUCUCUUAACCCAGCACUUCCAAAUGCUGUGUUACAAAUGGAGUGCAAGUGACUGUAAAGCCCUUCAUUCUCUAUCAGUUCAUUCUGUUUAAAUGAUUAAAUAAUUGGUUCAGGUCAAUAAUACGUGCCUUAGAUUAGAAUGGUUUAGGCUAUCAGUGUUUCCAGCUAAAUUAGUCUCAUUUGAAAUCUAAUUUUGAGAGAGGAUUCCCAUUUUAGAGAAUAAUGGAAUGGAAUUAG
Chanos chanos (milkfish) is the source of this 1534-nucleotide messenger RNA. RefSeq names its product endoplasmic reticulum-golgi intermediate compartment 1 (gene ergic1). The transcript is spliced from 10 exons. Bases 80 to 952 code for a protein of 290 amino acids. Gene Ontology annotation, cellular component: endoplasmic reticulum; endoplasmic reticulum membrane; Golgi membrane. The record is from RefSeq and is a predicted model, not a curated record. Gene Ontology annotation, biological process: endoplasmic reticulum to Golgi vesicle-mediated transport; retrograde vesicle-mediated transport, Golgi to endoplasmic reticulum. Lineage: Eukaryota; Metazoa; Chordata; Actinopteri; Gonorynchiformes; Chanidae.